Molecule: messenger RNA, 579 nt
Organism: Plasmodium fragile
Lineage: Eukaryota; Apicomplexa; Aconoidasida; Haemosporida; Plasmodiidae
Exons: 3
Coding region: 1-579 (192 amino acids)
Source: RefSeq, a predicted model, not a curated record
AUGAUCACCCUAACAUGGCCUCUCAUGCACUUGGAAACGGUACCCCAAAAAACACGGAACUCUUUCUCCCAAUCUAAGUAUACAAACACAUGUAAACUUACGUAUAGAACUAUCCAUAUUAAAGAAAAAAUAAAAAACUUAAUUGAAAGCAUUCUAGUGGUGAUUGGAAGUACUGCAAUGGGAAAUAAUUUUCUUAUAUACUAUUCCGUACGGCAGAAAAACAGGUUUGAUAACCAUGAGCAUCAGGAGCUUCUACUGUGUACUUUUCUGAAAUUUCUCAAAAACGUUCGCAAAUUUACUAAACUGGACUACACACUUGUAAAUAAAAGCCAAUCUUCCGACUACGUGUCACAAAACACGCAUCAAUUUUUCCCCUUCCUCUAUGUUAACUUAUGUUUCUCAUUUGACUGCACCUCCCUGACUCAGAAGAAAGGGCAUGUGAUAGAUACCUUAACGUAUGGUUUCCCCGUAAUCACUUCAAAUGGGAAAAAGAAAAAAAACGUCAUGAGAAACAAAUUUAUGUUUUACUCCCAAAAGUGUAAAACGCAAUGGUUGCACAAAAGGUAUAGCAUUAACUAA